Schistocerca gregaria is the source of this 11557-nucleotide messenger RNA. RefSeq names its product S-adenosylmethionine synthase (gene Sam-S). Gene Ontology annotation, biological process: S-adenosylmethionine biosynthetic process. Lineage: Eukaryota; Metazoa; Arthropoda; Insecta; Orthoptera; Acrididae. Gene Ontology annotation, cellular component: cytosol. The record is from RefSeq and is a predicted model, not a curated record. The transcript is spliced from 11 exons. Gene Ontology annotation, molecular function: methionine adenosyltransferase activity; ATP binding. Bases 9405 to 10619 code for a protein of 404 amino acids.
GAGAGAGAAAUUACACAUUCACAAGAACAUCAUUCUUAGACAAAAAUUUAGAAAUCAUAAAAUGGACUGAAAUGUACUGUGGAUUGCAUUUCGUAACUUACCAGUGAAGAGUAGGUUGAACUUCAGAUGAUUACAGCAAAUGAGAUAUUACACCAGAAAGUGACAAAGCAAAAGCAGUGAGACUGUUUCAGUAGAGCAGAAGCAGACUACAAGAAAAAUCAAAUAAUUAAAGACUAAAACUGCUGCAGUGUCACUCCCUUACACUUCAAAUGCUCUCUGCUAACAUCCAGGGUGCAAUAUAGCUUCAGUAGGUGAGAUGACACUGGACAAAUUGUCACUAAUGGAUUUAAACCAUCAUAUAAGUUUUCUGCAGUUUCCACAAAUUACCUGAGGAAUGUACCUGGAUAUGUUUUUCCAAGAUGAUGCAACAACUUCAUUUCACCUUCUAAGAUGUUACACACUUUAAAUGACGACCAGAGCAGUAAUGAAAUGUUCUUUUGUCUUUAUAGAAUAAUACCUUCAAGCUAACAAAACAAUGCAUAUGAAAUACACAUGAUCAGUGGAAUAUGAAACACACAUGAUCAGUGGACUGGCCUGUUUCUAGAUUUAUUCAACAUCUUUCUCCUUACUUAUUUGUUCUGUGGAACAUUAUGCAGUUGUAUUUCAUUUCAUUGCAUAUCAAUUUCACUUACAAGAACAGUUAAUAAAUCUCCACAGAAACUAAUUCCUAUCCUGUAAUUGUUCUGAUUACUGCAGAAACUGAAUUUUAUGAACAUCAUCUGUAGUACAGUUCCCACAAAAAACAGAGAUAAAGUUAGUGUUUCUUGAAGUGUAAGAUUUUGAGACUUGUUCAACAUCAUAAUAAUUACUUGCAUAUCAGUCCCUAAUGAAACUUUUCCACACACAGACUGCCUAAUGUAGCCCAUACUAUGGCUGAUACAGUAUUCAUUUAAUGAUUCUAAUCCAGCUUCACAAGCAAAACAGCUUGAAAUAUUCACCAGAAUCAUUGAAAAGUACUGUACAAUAUCGUUCUCAUGUAAGAUGCCUAUGAUUUUUCUGUGAGAAAAAUGACAAACUUGUCACUGUCAAUUCAAAAUUGUUUAAGCUCGUGUCCAAACUGUUUUCAUUGGAUACAGAUAGCUAUUCUGUGAAAAGCUGCCCUCCAUCAAUAAAUUAUCGUACAACUUUGAACUAAGGUUCAAAAGUUGCCACUUAAACUGGGCCUAUAAGAAACUAUUAUUGUGAGGCAAAGUCCUCAAGGUUUACAAAGUAAUCAGAAAUUUUUUAGACAAUGUUUCCAUAUGAAGCUCCACUUGCUGAUGUACCAUGCUGCAGUCAGAUUUGUGUCUAAACAGGGAGAGGCCUCUCCAUGACAAUGAUAACCAAAGAACCAUCUACAUGGCCAGGUAAUCGUGUAUUACUGCAUUGGCUAGCUGCUUUGCCUUAUCCGUAGACGAGCAGCUUGUGUUAGCAGCAAACAAUGUAUCAAAACUAAUAUAUAGCAAUCCAAAUGCCUUGCAUGCGUAAUGGACGUUUGCUCCCUUUAACAACUGUAAACCAUCCAAAAUAAAAUCACCAGUGAUGAAGGAUAUGGACGUAACAAUAAACAUGAUGUAGAAAUAUUCUAACUGUACAAUGAAAUAGUAGAAUAAGGGAAAAUGAACACUGAAAGGGUUAGGUUAUAAUAAGUUUGACAGCUGUUUAAAAAAGAAGGGAAGAAGACAGUGAUCUUAGUAAAAUACUUAAGAGUUGAAAUUUCUGAGUUACAGGGGAAUGUCAGCGUUAUUUAAAAUUUAUGAACUGAGAUUUAUUUUGAUGAACUGCCUUCUCUUCAGGAAAAUGCAAGAGAAUUAUCACACAGUCACAAGGAGAGACAAUGGCUGGCCAUUACUUACUUAGCGUGAUAUUCUAAAUAUUGACAGUGCAAACAUAUAAAAGUAGGAAAAAAGUAACCUAGCUUUGAGACCUGUUAGGAGGAAAAGGUACAGGUUGGAAAGGGUUAGAAGAGAGGGGUAGGUCAUUCAGACCCCAUGUUGUGAACACAAAACUUCUUUUCCUUUCUCACAACAGCUGAGUCUCAACCUGGUGUUUGAGUAACCUUACCCUUCUAAUAUUUUCUUGUUUGAGGAAGGAACUAACAGUUCCCAAGCCAGGAUGAUUUUUCCUGCUUUUGUCUAUCAACAUAAUUGGAAUUUCUCCUCUGGAAGUGCUGGCCAGUCAGCCUCUCUACUUCUAAAUUUAAUUUCCUCAAGUGAAUUCAUUGUGACUGUAAAUCACCUUUAUAAUGUGUUUCUUUAAUUUGUUGACUGGGACACACAUUAAUUGUUAGAAAGUUACACAGAAGAAUGGAAAGAAAGGGUAAUUUAUCAGGUGUUAUACUGUCAUUAAAGGUAAUAGCAAGGAAAGUAAUGAAAAAAUAUUUUCUACUCUUGUGGUCACAGGAAAAACCUUGUACAAUGUUGAAUUGGAAUGAAAGAUUAUGUAGAGAAAGCAGCAAAGUGAAAGCCCAACGAACUGUUAUUUCGAGAUAAAAUUAAUUCACUGAUGUAAGGUAAGCUAAGAACUAAUAAAGGGCUAGAAAAACUGCUUGUAACAGAAUUAAGGUUAUAAACAAAUGCAACAGAAAAGUAAUAGAUAAUACUGGUACUGGAAUAACAUAGCAAUAGAGAAGUAAAUUCAGAUGUGUGGAUCACAGAAUGGUAUGAAAGUAAAUCUAGGUAGGAACUAUAAACAAAACAGUAACAGAAGUUCAGAAUGUUGCUAUAGGUGUGAAAAUAUGGCAUGUAGUAAAGUUUCUGCUGGUGCUUGGUGAGUAGGUUUUAUCCAUCCAAUUACCUUAUUUUCCCGAAAUUUUUUUAGCCCUCCUAGGGAGCUGCAUAAAUGGAGAAUGUUAGCUCUGACUUGCAACUAUUAUAGGGAGGAUACAUGUGUAAGUGGGAAUUUAAGGAGAUUGGACAUGGAUAAACUGACUAAACCUGAGGUUGUAGAGAGUUUCAGGGAGAACAUAAAGGAAAAAUUGACAGGAAUGGGGCAAAUAAAUACAGUAGAAGAAAAAUGGGUAGCUUUGAGGGAUGAAUUAGUGAAGGCAGCAGAGGCUCAAGUAGGUAAAAAGAUGAGGGCUAGUAGAAAUACUUGGGUAACAGAAGAAAUACUGAAUUUAAUUGAUAAAAGGAGAAAAUAUAAAAAUGCAGUAAAUGAAACAUGCAAAAAGGAAUACAAACGUCUCAAAAAUGAGAUUGACAGAAAGUGCAAAAUGACUAAGCAGGGAUGGUUAAAGGACAAAUGUAAGGAUGUAGAGGCUUAUCUCACUAGGAGUAAGAUAGAUACUGCCUACAGGAAAAUUAGAGGCCUUUAGAGAAAAGAGAACCAUUUGUAUGAAUAUCAAGAGCUUAGAUGGAAACCCAGUUCUAAGCUAAGAAGAUAGCAGAAAGGUGAAAGGGAGUAUAUAGAGGGUCUAUACAAGGGUGAGGUACUCGAGGGCAAUAUUAUGGAAAUGGAAGAGGAUGUAGAUGAAAUGGGAGAUAAAAUACUGUGUGAAGAGUUUGACAGAGCACUGAAAGACCUGAGUCGAAACAAGGCCCCGGGAGUAGACAACAUUCCAUUAGAACUACUGACAGCCCUGGGAGAGCCAGUCCUGACAACUCUUCCAUCUGGUGAGCAAGAUGUACGAGACAGGCGAAAUACCCUCAGACUUCAAGAAGAAUAUAAUUCCAAUCCCAAAGGAAGCAGGUGUUGAUAAAUGAGAAUAUUGCCGAACUAUCAGAUUAAUAAGUCACGGCUGCAAAACACUAACACACAUUCUUUACAGACGUAUGGAAAAACUCGCAGAAGCCAACCUCAAGGAAGAUCAAUUUGGAUUCUGUAGAAAUAUUUGAACAUGUGAGGCAAUACUGACCCUACGACUUAUCUUAGAAGAUAGUUUAAGCAAAGGCAAACCUAUGUUUCUAGCAUUUCUAGACGCAGAGAAAGCUUUUUACAAUGUUGACUGGAAUCCUCUUUCAAAUUCUGAAGGUGGCAUGUGUCAAAUACAGGGAGCAAAGGGCUAUCUACAAUUUGUACAGAAACCAGAUGGUAGUUAGAAGAGUCAAGGGGCAUGAAAGGGAAGCAGUGGCUGGGAAGCGAGAGACAGGGUUGUAGCCUCUCCCUGAUGUUAUUCAAUCUGGUUCGUAACAGCCUAGGACUGAUCAUACAUUGAUUUCAAACAUCUGACAUUAUUGGGAAACUUGACUGCAGAAUUUGUACUCUAUUACUGCAGGUUAUACUUUGUUGCAGUUUGAGAAGACCCCAGCUACUAGGGAGUGCGUCCUUCCGUACCAUGAAAUGUCACAGCUCAUUGUUAUUUCUCUAGAACAAAAACAUUUAUUCUUUCUUUGCAGAUAGUGGAUUUGAAUCCAUAGAUGAAAUAAGUUUGGAACACACUUACAGUAUGGCAUGGGCAUAUGUUUGUGUGUACUAAGAUUACUCUUUAGUUUAAAACUGAAUAUAGUCUCAUAAAGCCUUAACAGAACUACUUUGUCUACAGGCAUAGGGUAAGGUAUUAUUAAGAUUAAGCUGCGCAGCAGGAGAAGCAAUUGUUCUUUUGGGAACUAGGGACAGAUUCUAGGUAAGCAUACUGAUGCAUGAUAACUGUAUGGGGAAGUAACAGAUAAGAUUUGAUGUUUUACGUUGGUAAUAUUCUGUAAAGCUGUGUAUCUGCCAUAACUGCAAAACUGUGGAACAAAGCAUAUAAUCUACUGUGAAUAGCCAGAGAACCAAUCAAUCAUUUAGUGUUUGCUAAAGUAAUUCUUUCUCAUUGCAGUGGGCAACAUUUAGUAGAAACAGCAUCACCCAACAUUAUUUUUUAGAAAUAUGUAAACAUUCUGUAAUGAAUAAGAAGUUAGCAUUCAAGGUGUCUCUUUGGGGCAAGUGUCCUCUGUCUGCCCCCUCCUCCAAUAAUGGCAGAAAAAUGCAGGCUCAUGUUUGGAAUGUAGAAAUUAAAAAGAUGGUAAAUCAGCUAUUAUUAUUAUUAAAUUGUUGUUGUUUUCCAUUUUCACUUAUUUACCAUUCACGUAUUUUCAAGACGAGAGGUAAUCUGUCAUUUCGGGAAUGUAAAUAAAGCUUUUCAAAGUAUAUUUAAAAAAAAAGUAAUAGUUGAAGGUAUUCUAUGCUACUAAUGUUAUUAAAUGGACAAAAGCAUGAAUCAUGUACAAGGCGAGGAGGAGAUAACAAUAAGCAGUGGAAAAACAGUAUUGCAGUACCAUCAUUCUAAAACGUAGAUAGAAACAAUAAAAAAAUCACAUAUUUUUACUUUAAUGUGAUCAGAAAAACUGGGACAGUAUAAGGAAAUACAAAGUAUGGUUAAUUUUCUCAUGUGUGGAAAUCAAACUGCUUUAUUUGGAAGCUGGACAAUUAGAAAUAUAACGUACACACAAUAACACAGUAAUCCUCCUGCCCACACUGGCAAACAUUAACCUUAUUGUAGCAAACUAUCUUACAUUACUUUCAAAUUCAUCCAUUAGGUGGAUAAUUUCACAGAACAAAAUUUCACAAGAAAAGUAAUCACAUACGUAAUUCAAGGAAACAGAUAUACUAAACAACAAUGCAUAGUGUCCUGUAUGGGCACCACUUCUCUGUAUUAUUGCCUUCACAAAAAUGUGAAAUUAAUAAAUAUAUAAACGUGUCUCAUCAGUUGCACAGCAGAUGAUGUAGAUAUGAAUAUAAAAAACUUACACUUAACUGAAGGGACAUGAUUUAAGAGUGCAGACAAACAUGCUUUUCUACAUCUACACUUUAUGACCCACUAUGAAGUGCAGGGCAGAAACUAUGUCUCAUUGUACCAGUUGUUAGGGGUUUCCCAAUUCCAUUAACUUGUGGAGUGUGGGAAGAAUGAUUCUAAUGCCUGUGUAUGUAUUGUCAUCUAAUUUUGCACUCAGUCUCAAUGGGAGUAAUGUGGGGGGAGUUACAGUACGUUCAUAGAUUCAUUAUUUAAAGCUUGUUCUUAAAACUUUGUUUGUAGACUUUCUCUGGAUAGUUCCCUUUAUCUUAAGUGUCUGCCAUUUCAGUUCUUUCAGCAUCUCUGGAACACUCUGUUGGAGAUAAAAAAAGUGAUUCGUGCUGCCCUUAACUAUAUAUAUUAGAUAUACCCUGCUAGUCCUCUUUGAAACAGGUCCCACACAAUUUAGCAAUAUCCUGGAUGGAUUACGGUGGGCGAUUUUUAAGCAUUCUACAAUGGACUGAUUGAUUUCCCCAAACUUUCCUAACAAUAAAUCGAAGUCGUUACCAGCUUUAACCUCAACUGAGCUUAUGUGAUUGUCCCUUUCCAUUUCCGUACUAAGUGUUACAUCCUGAUUACAGCUGCGACCCGCUGAUAUAUUAUACUCAUAGGCCUAGUUUAUUUUGAGUUUUGUCAGCAGCACAGCUUUACAUUGCUGAACACUUAAAGUUCAAUCUUUGCACACUGUGAAAUCUGAUCAAGUCUCACUUAGUAUUAGUGCAGCUUAGUUUAGACUGUACUUCAUUGUGGAUAACUGCAUCGUCUACAAAAAUCAGAGAUCACUGUAAAUAUAAUAUGGUAGGACAUAAAUAUGAAACGUGAACAUCAAGGUACCCUACUGACUUCCUGUGCUACACACGAGGUUUGCUAUACAUCUGUCCAUGACUUAACUGUACAAGAAAAGAAUCAUCCUGCCUGCAGCGUCAGAUGAGAUUUUCAGCACUAUUUGCCAAUUUUCAUAAGAUGAACGUUGGACGACAACAAUGCAACAACCGACAAGAAUCCUACCGCCAUUGGUAUUCUCGAAGUAUUUGUUUUUCAGCAGAUGGAAAAUGGUGGACAAAGGCGACUGGAGACGUAGUCAAUUUUUAGAAACGAGGGGUAAAAUUUCUAUUUGCUGUCUUGCUUUUGCACAAAGCAGGAUUAGGCAAGUUCCCAAGUCAGGCACACCGCUCUUUCACUUCAACGUUUCUAUUUUGCUACUGUGCAUUCGCAUUCUAAAACAGCAUGACCCAGUAAUAGGUAUUGCACAUUUAUUUCCUUUGAAAUUGGCUGCCUUUACUCACGGCCACUUCCGUCUCGAAAGUGUUUUCUAAUGUAUGCAGGAAAUUGCUUUUAAAAAAAUAUCGAAGAUAGGCUGAAAAGGAAUGGCAGCGUACGAAAAAUAGUCAGAUUUCGCAAAGUAGUAAUAUAUGUUGAUUUGUCCGUAGCUUCUAACAAGUGUGCCGAUUUAAAAAUAUCGAUCACAAACGAGUCCAUGAUUUAUUUGAUCUGCGUUUCAACAAUAACAUUGCGUUUGUUGAUUGUUCACUGGUUCAUAAGAGAACUGAAUGAAAAGUACGGCACGUCUGUUAUAUUCUCUUCUAUUUAUCCAUGGACUGGAUGCUGGCCCUACAACCAGAUGUGUGGUUAGAUAAUGAACAUUGCAUCAUGUAAUCCAAGUGUUGUACGUUUUUGAUUUAUAAUAUGAAGGCGCAUUUAAAUGAGCAGUAUUUUGCAGCAUAAUUUAGUCGCAACCAUGAACAUAUCCCUCUCUCUCUCAGCCGAACGAAAAAUCUCUUUGCUUUUGUUAAAACCGGUUUUGUUACUUUGAUGGUAAUUAUUCAGUGUUUGCUAUGUGGAGUAAUGGAGAACUAGGGCUUUCAUAAAUGUUUGAUCUACGACCAGAGGGCGCCGUGGUUGUAACUUGUACACACUCGUAUUUGUCCUGUCUGGGAGCGGUCAUGCCACACUAACUGGACACUGACCUGAACCAGACGUGUAGACAUAUUACUGGAUGUUUUAAGCCAACAAGAGUAAAACACCUAUACGCCUUAUCAGGAAUUGUUCCGCCAAAUGUCCGACGUUCAAUACAGAGCAGAAUUGAACGAACAGAACAGGUUAAAAGUAAACGUCAUCCGCUACAUGGGUACCAAAUGCUACCAUAAUGCCUUAAGUCAAGUAGUAGUUUUGUCCACUCAACCCAACCACUCACAGAUCCACCAAAAACUUCUAGAAAAAGACUGGCAGGAACAACAAGAAUAUGCCAACUAUUCCGAGAAAGUGCUGCAACCAGGUGCGGAAUUUGAGUAGGGAAAUUGAAAACCCAGAACUGGUUGCGUUCAGAAAUGGGCAGAUGGAACAAAAAUCUGCACAAGUGGGAAUUAGUGUAAGUAUUUUGUGUCCGUGAGGGAACAUCCAGACCAUGGACUUCCUGCUUCGUUUGCUAAUAAACCAGCCAAAAGAGUGCACGGCCCAAGACCUGAUGGCGUGCACCGAAAUGGCGAGGGCAUAUGUGGACUUGAGGAAGAAUGAAAUAUGAAACAAAGACUGCAAAUAUUUUAUUAUACUGUAUAUAAUGUUCCAUGUUUUUUAUUUUAUAAAUUAGCAUUGUAAUAUUGUAAUUUAUAGAGGACAAAUUAUUCUAUGUGUAAGUUGUGAAUUUAUUGUUAGUUGUUUGUAGUACACACAUUAAAUUAUACUCGUAUUUGUGCUGGUUUUGGCACUUCUCGGACCAAUUGCUCGUGCGAGAUAUUCGAAUUCGUGCAGUAUGGUAAAAUUGUAGAAAAUGUUCGAAUCCAUCGUUGGGAGCUGUAUUAAAUCUUUUUCUUUCAAUUGUUUUGUGUAGUGUAAAAGCACUUUCUGCUAGCUCGCGUGCGUAUAUUUUGUAGCAAUAGUGUGGCCUUGAAAAGUUUGACAAACAUUAGCGGGAAAUAAUGGACGAUAAAGUUCCAGCGAAUAUGGCUGCAAUUUGCCGGAUGGUAUGUCGGCAACAUGCAAUUUUUAUUGUCCGUGUAAACGUUACGUUUGUGAUGUGAUCAAAGAAUCAUGGAAACUCAACAUACCCUCUGUAUAUUUGUUUCAUAUUAAGCUGUCUGAUUUAUUGCAUUUUGUGGCGAACCUUAUUACAUUGAGAUUCGGUUUCAUCAGCAGUAUGAGAUAUUUUUGCAAAAUUCAGUUAUUUGUAUAAUUCAGUUCAAAGAAGUGUGAAUUUUGUUCCGGAUAUGCCGCUCGUUCUCUGACGUAUUUAUUUUUUUACCAUCAAGACAGUUUUAUACAACGUUGAAAGAUUUUUUUGCUGUUGAGUUUUGUGUGUCCCUUAUACCUCGAAUAAGCUUAGGGUUUUAUUUAUUCGUGUUGUUUUUUCAGUGGUGUUAGAUAGAUCCCUUCAACGUUGUUACAAUCUUUGGAACACACAGUAUUUCACGGUUACAGAGCAGCAAUUCGUCAGACGCAUCAACAGAACAAAAUAACCACAGCUGUUACUUCGGUCACAUCGAACAUAACCCCAAGUAAAGUUCAGAUAAAACAACCAUUGGGCUGCCAUCUCUCCCACUCAAGCAUUCUAUCACGUGAUCACGCCGAAGUUAUAAAUACAGCAACUGCGCGUGGUGUAAACCUCUUUUCCAAAGUAGCUUCUGACGCGGUAAGAGAGUUGGAUACUAGGUUCAGAAUGCCGGAGACUUCAUCGCCGUACAUAAAUGGUUAUCAACAGAAUGGUCACAUGGAGCCGGAAAUAUUGGAGGAUACAUUCCUGUUCACUUCGGAAUCUGUGGGGGAAGGCCAUCCAGAUAAAAUGUGCGACCAGAUCAGCGACGCCAUUCUGGAUGCUCAUUUGAGGCAAGAUCCUGAUGCCAAAGUUGCUUGUGAAACUGUUGCAAAAACUGGCAUGAUUCUUCUCUGUGGUGAAAUAACAUCAAAGGCAAACGUUGAUUACCAGAAGGUGGUCAGGGAAACAGUGAAGCACAUAGGAUAUGAUGACUCUUCUAAAGGGUUUGAUUACAAGAUCUGCAGCGUGCUGUUGUCUCUGGAUCAGCAAUCUCCAAACAUUGCUGCUGGUGUGCACCUGAACCGUAAUGAUGAUGAUGUUGGUGCUGGUGAUCAGGGUCUUAUGUUUGGUUAUGCAACUGAUGAAACAGAAGAAUGCAUGCCAUUGACAGUAGUGUUGGCUCACAGUCUUAAUCAAAAAAUUGCUGAGCUUAGGAGAAAUGGAGAGUUUUGGUGGGCAAGGCCAGACUCAAAAACCCAAGUAACAUGUGAAUACUAUAUGUCCCAUGGAGCUUGCAUACCCCAGAGAGUUCACACAGUUGUUGUUUCUGUACAACAUUCUGAGAAAAUUUCAUUGGAGGAACUCCGUACUGAAGUUAUGGAGAAAGUUAUAAAAGUUGUUAUUCCUACAAGAUACUUGGAUGAAAGGACGACAUUCCAUAUUAAUCCAUGUGGCUUGUUUGUUGUUGGAGGUCCACAGAGUGAUGCCGGAUUGACAGGUAGAAAGAUUAUUGUGGACACGUAUGGUGGAUGGGGAGCACAUGGAGGUGGUGCAUUUUCUGGGAAGGACUUCACAAAGGUUGACAGAUCUGCUGCGUACGCUGCUCGAUGGGUAGCGAAGUCUUUGGUGAAAUCUGGUUUAUGCAGGAGGUGCCUUGUUCAGGUAUCAUACGCCAUUGGUGUAGCAGAGCCCCUGUCUAUAACUGUAUUUGAUUAUGGCACUUCUCAGAAAACCCAGAGAGAACUUUUGGAGAUAGUGAAGAAAAACUUCGACUUGCGUCCAGGAAGAAUUGUGAAGGAACUGAAUCUCCGCAAUCCUAUUUAUCAGCAAACAAGCACAUACGGUCACUUUGGCAGAGAUAUUUUCCCAUGGGAACAGCCAAAAAGAUUGGUUGUUUGAUAAAUGAAGAAUUUUAAAUUUAGAUAAAAAUUGUCAUGAAUUCCAGUUAUUGUUUUACGUCUUACUGUAUGAUUUGUCAGUGUAAUGUUGUGCAGUAUACAGUAAUUCACUAUUUGGUGUAAAAUGUAAGCAAUUUACUGGCCAGUUUGAGGCAGGAAGCUGAUGAAGUCUCAUUUUUAGGUGUUCUGAACCUUUGCUUGUUUUGGCUUUUCUAUACAUUUGUACACCUGUGUGUUAUUACUUUUUGUUAGUAUGUCAGUGUAAGUUCUGUACAGUUCUACUAUGUUUUUCAAAGUGUGAGAAUUAUUUUGCUUGUACGUGGUUACAAAUGUGUAGAAUUGCCUAAGUGUAAGCAGGCUUUUAAACAGAUUUUGUGGGGGAGACAAAGCACAUCUCUUGGCAGAUCACAGUUGAAGGUACUCCUUCACUGCAAAAGUGUGUGGCAAAGAAAGCACCUUUCCCACUAGAGCUCCUUCUCUUGUUGGAAACUCCACACAUUUUGUGUUGUGUUUUUGAAAAAGAAUCUAAUGGAAAAGAGCAUUUCCGAAAACACUCCGAUCUGUCAAGAUGUGUGGAGAGUAACAAGCAGCCAUGACUUUACUUUUGCAUUUAUGGUAGCAGCACUGAUGUUCUUUAGAAAAGGUAGUGAUGUCGGUGUUCAUGUAGGAAGUUACGUCUUUGUUAUCUGCCCAGGUUGAAAAUAAUUUGCGUGAUUUAAUGAAAUACAAGAGGAAAAUGUGACGUAAUCUCAAAUGCUGUAUUCUGCAUUGAGAGAACAGUUGUGUGUGUUUUUAAUUUAUAAUAUUCCUGUGAAUUGCAUUGUGAUUUUGUCCUGUAAGUUAGUGUUUGAAGUAAGUGUGUCAUGUAAGCUCUUUAGGAAUGAAUGCAGCUUUAAUUCAUAUCUGAUAUUCACUGUUCAAAUAAACUUUUUUCUUACA